AAACUCAUAAUUGUAUUUUGUACAGUACUAUGUUACACACUAUCAAUUAAGGAUCUCAAAUCUCAGGAUUCCUUCCUUUCCCACUUCCAUACUUUCAUAGACCCCCCACAAUAAAUACAUCAAGAUUUAGCCAUUAUCAAUUUAUCAUCCCACUUCACAGUCCACACCAAGCUCCAAAACAGUAAAAAAACCUUAAAAUUCCAACAAUUCUUGAAUAUUGUAACCUCAUGUUUAUGUGUUCAUAGAUGGGUUAUCUUUCAUGUAAAGCCGAAUCAUCUGUUUCAGUCUCAGAUUCCAAGAAGACCCAUCACAAGGAGAAGCCUGUUAAAGUCCAGGAAUUCAGUUACAGUGAUCUUGAAGCCGCCACUAAUGGCUUCUCCGACCAGAAGCUUCUUGGGAGGGGCAGCCAUGGCCUAGUCUACAAAGGGGUUCUCCGCAAUGGCCGUUUGGUCGCCGUUAAGAAAUCCUCCAGAGGCUCUAGUUCCACUCCCAGGCUCUCUUCUUCCUCGUCGCCGUUCGACAACUGUAACGAAGUGGAGAACGAAAUCGAUAUUCUGUCGAAAUUGCAGAGCCCCCGGCUGGUAAAUCUCGUCGGGUUUACCACCGACGACCACGACCACGACCGCCGCCUUCUGGUGGUGGAGUUCAUGGCGAACGGGACUCUCUACGACGCCCUCCACGCGGAUUCCCGCCCGCCCGGGUGGGGGAGAAGGGUGAAGAUGGCGCUCCAGACGGCAAAAGCAAUCGAGACCCUCCAUUCCUCCACGCCGCCGGUGAUUCACCGGGAUAUCAAGUCGGCAAACGUGUUGAUAGACCGGAAUCUCAACGCCCGGUUGGGCGAUUUCGGGCUGGCAUUAAGGUGCCAAGAUAAUGACUUUAGGUUAAGGUCCACCCCCCCUGCUGGAACAAUGGGGUAUCUUGAUCCAGGCUAUAUAACCCCAGAUAAUCUGAGCACCAAGACUGAUGUUUUCAGCUUUGGGAUACUCUUAUUAGAGAUAAUCAGUGGCAGAAAAGCCAUUGAUGUGGCUUACUCACCCCCUUCCAUAGUGGAUUGGGCUAUUCCUUUGAUCAGGAGAGGGAAACUCAUGGCUAUAUUCGACCCGAGAAUCCAUCCUCCCAAAGAUCCUCUAGUGAGGAAGCAAUUGGCUGUUGUGGCAGCCAAAUGUGUGAGAUCUUGCAGGGAAAGGAGGCCAAGCAUGAAGGAGAUUGUGGAGUGUUUGGGUGAGUUAAGUAAGGUGGUGCCCCUCCAUUCUUGGAAUGGUUUUGCCAAUCCUUGUUUGAUGGUUGAGACUACUGUGGGGUUGAGAAAGGUGGGUGAAGAAGCCCAGAGCUUUGAUGCCAAAUUCUCAAAGCCAUUGAGGAAUUCGCGGCGAGUUUACUCUGAUUUGGGAUCCCGGAGUAAUCUGAUGGAGUUAAUGGCUGGUGGAGACGAUUUCGUGCCCAAAUCCUCCUCACAAAAGGGCUCUAGUUUGAGAUGUAAAACUGGGAAUUUGGUUGGCAAAGGAAACCAUUCACCAUUCCUUGGUUUGAAGCAAUGAUGAGUGCAUAAUCACCAGCCCAGUCUUUAAUGAUCAAAAUCAUUAUAUAUGCUCUAACUGAUGCAUUUAGAUCAUUGCAGCUAAUGAAACUCUAUUUUGGUCUGCAGAAUGUUAAUCUAUUUGUUUAGCUACAAGCAUAAAUGGUGCUAAUUAAAGCACAGUGUUAGUUUCUGUACCUUUUGGUUGGUUUUGGUGUUCAAGGUUUAAGAAUAAAGAUGUUUUCUUGUGAUGCAUU
Molecule: messenger RNA, 1773 nt
Organism: Ipomoea nil (Japanese morning glory)
Lineage: Eukaryota; Viridiplantae; Streptophyta; Magnoliopsida; Solanales; Convolvulaceae
Product: serine/threonine-protein kinase-like protein At3g51990
Exons: 1
Coding region: 246-1538 (430 amino acids)
Biological process (GO): protein phosphorylation
Cellular component (GO): plasma membrane
Molecular function (GO): ATP binding; protein kinase activity
Source: RefSeq, a predicted model, not a curated record